AAUUAGAAAGCAUGUGUUGACAGAUACGUGGUACAGGAGAAAGGUGUGAUUUUUCGGUGGAUGUGAGGAUGGGGCAGGGGAAAAGCCAGUUCACAGAAGAAGAAUUGCAAGAUUAUCAGGAUCUGACAUACUUCACAAAGAAGGAGGUUUUGUAUGCUCAUCAGAAAUUUAAAUCCAUUGCUCCAGAGAAAGUUGGCCAUAAUAAGAAUGCAAAGUUACCAAUGAAUAAAAUUUUGCAGUAUCCAGAGUUGAGAGUUAAUCCAUUUGGUGAUAGAAUUUGUCGAAUAUUUAGUUCAAGUCAUGAUGGUGAUUGUACUUUUGUGGAUUUUCUUGAUAUGAUGUCUGUAUUUAGCGAUGAAGCUCCAAAGGCUGUAAAGGCAGAGCAUGCCUUUCGCAUAUUUGAUUUUGAUGGUGAUGAUAUGUUCGGAGUAUCAGAUCUGAGAAAGGUUGUGGAACGUUUGACAGGGCCACAACGGCUAAGUGAACAGGAUAUGCAGCACCUUAUACAAAAUAUCCUAGAAGAAGCUGAUUUGGAUGAUGAUGGUGCAUUGUCAUUCGCAGAAUUUGAGCACAUCAUAUCAAAAUCAUCUGAUUUUGCCAAUGCUUUCAGAAUUCGCCUGUGAACAAACCCUGCAGAUUGGUGUGUGGUGUUCUACGUAUUGCUCAACAGUUGUUGCCAAAGUUCAGUCAGUUGAUACUGACUGUAAAACUCUGGGUGCUAGCAGGAAUCUCAACGUGGCUAGUCAUAGUUCAAUAUUUAAACAAAGCAA
Molecule: messenger RNA, 770 nt
Organism: Schistocerca nitens (vagrant locust)
Lineage: Eukaryota; Metazoa; Arthropoda; Insecta; Orthoptera; Acrididae
Product: calcium and integrin-binding protein 1-like
Exons: 1
Coding region: 69-623 (184 amino acids)
Molecular function (GO): calcium ion binding
Source: RefSeq, a predicted model, not a curated record